Molecule: messenger RNA, 3354 nt
Organism: Bipolaris victoriae FI3
Lineage: Eukaryota; Fungi; Ascomycota; Dothideomycetes; Pleosporales; Pleosporaceae
Exons: 3
Coding region: 1-3354 (1117 amino acids)
Source: RefSeq, a predicted model, not a curated record
AUGCCCAUCGCCGUCGCGCAGGCUCCUCGCAGCCACUACUCCCUCACCAAUGCCCUCCGCGGCAGGAACAGGGCCACUUCCGACGCCGUCCUCCAGCUGCCCCAAGAACCCGAGCGCGCCCAACUGCCAAAGGCUGCCUCGUACACAUACUUUCCUCAGGUGAAGGAUCUCGACAAGGGUUCGCCUGUUGCUGAGCGAAGGGGAGCCUCCGAAGAUGAUGCCGAUCGCUCCAGGAGCGAGGAGAGGACCUCCGAGAGCCACUCAGAUGGGUCUAGUCCCUCGUCAGAGGAUGCUCCAGAGCUGCCUGACGUGCAGAUGCCUCAGCUAAGACCGACGCCAACGACCCGCCGCUCCUCAAGGUUUCUGCCCUUCUCCACUAGGAGCCGAGAUCCCUCCGCAGAACCAAAGCCAGAACGCGGCCGACCAGAGGCUGUCAAGCAGGCAGACUCGCCUUCUCCUUCGCCCUCGCGCUCUUUGACAAACCUGCGCAGGAAGUCGUGGGUCAUUGGCCCGCAACAGUCGCGAGAAUCGACGUCACCAUCCAAGGAUAAGAAACUCCGGAAAAAGGAACCUAGUCCAAAAAAGACACCACCAGCCGUCGAGCCAGCCAAGCAGAAGACGCAGACGACAACUGAAAGUAUCCCAGAAGAGUCCGAGGCAAGAGACACUGUACAGGCGGAAAUCCCAACUCCUUUGAGCAAGAAGAACAAGCGCCUCAGUGGCCUCUUCACCGCAACUGCCAAUGCCUCCAACUCGCCCUCGGUGCCCAAGUCAUUCUCAACUGAACAGCUCCCGCAUUAUCCUCAGCAUCAAACGCCAGUCAGCCCCACCCACGUCGUUCCUCCGCUACCACGCGACAUCUCUGCCGAAAAGCUAAAAGGCAUCAAGAUUGAACCCCGCAAAAAGGAUGAAUUGUGGAACGCAUUUAGAUCCCUCGAUGCCGAUCUGCGCAAGUUCCAAUCCAAAUCCAGUUCCCUCAAAGCAAACGUGGUUCGCACUUCCCUCCUUCCUUUUCUCCGCCAACACGCCCAUCGCCCUGUAGACCAGAAGCUCAGGCCUGAAGAUCUCGACCGCCGUGUAAAUAUCCUCAAUGGCUGGUGGACUGGUCUCUUGGAGCUCGUGGCAGGCCGGAACAACCAGUCCAUCUCUGGCACAGACCGUCCAGUUAUCCUCGAAGGCAUCGCUGCAAUCAUGGAGAGGCCCGAAUGGAGACUUUACCCCUCGCCCUUUUGUGCUCUUGCAGACCGCGAAGAACCAUUGUCUGCAUCUACAACUAGUUCGGGUGCCUCCACCACCAGCUCGGCCGAUUUCCUUGCAGAAUCUGUUCACCACAAUGUGCGCAACAUCUUCACGCAAAACUUGCAGUCCCAGAUGGCUUUUGUCGUAGAGAAAAUGUCCUUGCGAAAUGCUGCUGCAAGUCUGGUCACGUUCUGUGGAAAAACAUGUGCAUAUGCUUUCUGCUUCUGCCCUGGAGUUGCCGAUGUUUUGGUGCGUCUAUGGAGCCCAUCUCUCGAAAUGAUGAAACGGGUAAUGGAAGAGUCUGGUGUGUCAAAGAUGGAUCGCUUGGAUUCCGUAUCCGACCGAGUUGCAGCAUCGUUCCCACCUAUGCUGCUCCCGCUCAAGCUACUGUCCCUGAACCGACUUAUGCGUCAAUUACGCAAGCCCAUUUUACCCCCGCUUGCCAUGGCCAACAUCGACUGGUACGGACUUUGGACAAAGCGCUGGUCUGGCGCCGAGAGCGACCUUUUUUACGUUUUUGUCAAGCACUUCCACAUUCUGGUCAGCGAUUUCCUGCCCCUUGAGCCUACCAAUGCAGAGCGCAUCUGUGUUCCUGGAUUGAUUAUGGUGCACGCCCAGCUUUUGGUUAAUUUGGAUGCAACCAUCAACAGGAAUGCUGUACCGCAGCAGCAGCAGCCACCGGAAGAUACAUCGGCAAUUACCUUUGACGAUGUCCUGGAACCUGAUGCUUCUGCCUCGAAUCUCGCUCUUCCGCCAGCAAACGCCACCCGCAUGAUGCAGGAAAACCGAAUCAUAAUGUUAAUACGCGAUUUCCUUUCCGAACGAAAUGCUCAUUUUCACAUUGCCAGGAAGAUGUUUGCCGAGAGUUUUGCUCGUCUUCUGCAGGCACAAGCACGCAAGAUUUCAAUUUACAACAACAGUGCCUGUUAUACCCUCUGCGACUUUCUUGAAGAGGCUCUUGUCAUCCUCGUUCGCUACGAGCAACACGACAGCGACCACCAUGCUAUCAUGGACUGGCCUUUCUGGCUGACUGUGUUCAAAGCCAUGGCUGCUAGUCACAACACCGCUACCGAGAUUAGGCUGUACGCCUUCCUCUACAGCAGUUGGGCAACUCUGACCUCGGACGACCAACGAAAGGAAGGGCUUUGCCUCGAGUUCCUUCUGGAACCUGAAUUUUUCGAAAGCCGUUUCAACCAUUGGUGCCCUAUGGUGCGUGCCUACUUUAUGCGGCUGAUCUGCUGGCGAGUGGCUCGAUUCGAUGGCAUUGACACCGAAAUCGAAGUAGCGAUCAAGCGCGCUUUGAGUGACCGCCUCCGGUCAAUCUGGUCUCACUACCUUUGGCUUCAAGAAGAGGCUGAACGUAAACAGACUAUCUUCCCAUCGACACAGGCUUGCAACCCUGCACCAGGCCGACGCUUUCUCAUCAUACGUAAUGAUAAUCCUAUUGUGACCAAUAGUGGUCCUUUUCUCACAUUCGACGGUGUGGUCCAAAACCCUCAUCAACGAAAGCCCUCUCUUCCAGCUCCCUUGAUUUCGGAAGCUGAGCUUCGGCCAACACCUCCUCCACCAACGGAAUCGCCCGAUCUUCCAGAGGAGGAUUCAGGCAAAGGCAGAUGGAACAUUUUGCGUAGUCUCAUGGGAGGAAGUUCGAAGCAGAAUGCUAAAUCAAAGAGCCCUGGACCCGCUAAAGACAGGGAAAACGCUAGUAAGACCACGGCCAACGAAGCAUCCUCUACUCCUCCGGCUGCCGAAACACCGGCACCCGCCCCAGCGCCGGUUACCCAUCGGUCAUAUCAUUUCCGCUUCUCUCUGGAAUGGGUUGACAAGCGCUUUGGCGCAUACCAACCUAUGCGCCUCCAGCCUCCACGACUCCCACUUCCAGCACAGAGCCUCUUGACGCAGAAGGGCAUCAACCUCGAACCUGUCCUUAGCACACCGCCCACUGGCGCUGCUGUGACGUCGAGUACCUAUGCCGGACGUGCGCUUGCUGAAUGGACCUUCAUCAGCCAUGAGUGCCAGAAUUUCUUUGAUAGGAGGAAGAAUGAAGGCGUGCCGACGAACAGACAAGUUGAGACGCCCACGUUGAACGUGGAGGCUUUCCGACGACCCGGCUAA